UUAGAUAGACAGACCAGUCUGUACGUUGACCACUGAAAUCAAUAAUGGAAGGUAGGGAUAAGGAUGCAGUUUAAGUCUGGUAAAUGACUUGUGAGAUUCUGUGUGUAUGGUAGGUCUUAAUGGCCUUCCCACAAACAGAGUACAAUAUACAGAGUAGUGUGUUUGUCUACCAAUGAAAUCAAUAAUGAAACGUAGGGAUAAGGAUGAUUGAGAUAUGAUUAAGUCUGGUUAAAGACUUGAGAGAAUCUGUGUGUGUGGUAAGGAUUCAGGCUUCAGAGCCUUCCCACAUGCACAGAAGUCUUUCUCCACAGGUCUUUCCAGUAGAUUGGUAAUUGUGCAAUUCAGGAUGUGUCAACUAGUCAUGUCGGCUUGGCUCUGCAUAUAUUACGCAAACACUUCUUUUUACCAAGCAAAUAUUUUCCCUGGGUUCCACCUAUCAAAUGUUUACCCAGAGAAUGUACAGUCCAGUAUUAUACGUACAGUAACUGAUUUGGGAGUUGUGUAAGUCCAGGAAUGAUAUUUUUUUUACCCUUGUGACCCUCCGUCCACAUGCGUGACCCUGUCCAGGUCCCUAAAUCUGAGGAGACGAAGCCCCACUCGCAGAGAAGCAAGGAUGACUACAUCCCAUACCCGCGGAUAGAGGACAUUCUGGAGAAGGGUAGCCCAUACCCGCAGGUGAUCCUGCCCCAGUUUGGGGGUUACUGGAUUGAGGAUGCCGAGGCGCCUGUAGGCACCCCCACCUCUUCGGAGAGCAGCUUCUGUGAGGAGGAUGACGGAGGGAGUAUGAGCCCUGCGGGAGGGUUCGGCUUCAGGCUGGAGUGUAACAGCACGGCCAGGGCCUACCGCAAACACUUCCUGGGCAGGGCUUAA
Messenger RNA from Salvelinus sp. IW2-2015, 870 nucleotides. Its product is annotated as rap1 GTPase-activating protein 2-like. The record is from RefSeq and is a predicted model, not a curated record. Lineage: Eukaryota; Metazoa; Chordata; Actinopteri; Salmoniformes; Salmonidae.